UCGGGAAGGGGCGGGAUCCCCGCGCGUGGGGGGGCGGGGGCCUGAGAGGAGCCGGGCCGGGGUGAUGCCGCGCUGCGAGCUGCUGCUGACACCAUCGGAGUGACCAGAGCCCGGAGAGGCGCAGGGCGAUGCGGAGUCCACCAUGGAGGCCAAAUGGUUUUUGUCCAUCAUUCAGGAUGAGUUUAGAACCGGAAAGAUUAAUUUAGACAAGACAUUGAAAUUACUUAUUAAGCUAAACAUCCCUUUUGAUUAUGUUCAUGUAAAAUAUGUUUUUAAGAAAACAAGUAAUCAGCCGAAGACUGGAACUAUUACUAUAGAAGAAUUCAGGGCAAUUUAUCGAACCCUUGCACACAGAAGUGAAAUACAUGAACUUUUCUGCAGUUAUUCUCCGAACCGCAAAAUUCUACCUGAAAUAAACCUGAUUGAGUUUCUCAGAAAAGAACAAUUUGUAAUUGAUGCUAAUGAAGCAAUUGCCUCUGAACUUAUUGCAAAGUAUGAACCCAUUGAAGAAGUGCAGAGAAAAAAACAGAUGUCGUUUGAAGGAUUUUUAAGAUACAUGAACUCAAAAGACUGUUUGAUAUAUAAAAGAGAACACACAAUUGUUUACCAAAAUAUGAGCUACCCAUUACGUGAUUAUUUUAUUUCGUCUUCUCAUAACACCUACCUCAUAUCUGAUCAACUAAUAGGGCCAAGUCACCUUUGGGGUUAUUCAAGUGCUCUGAUGAAAGGAUGUCGUUGUUUGGAAAUUGAUUGCUGGGAUGGACCACAAAAUGACCCUAUUGUGUAUCAUGGUCACACUUUAACGAGCAAAAUUACAUUUAGAACUGUCAUUGAGGUGAUAGAUAAGUAUGCAUUUGUGGUAUCUGACUAUCCUGUUGUACUGUCUUUGGAGAAUCACUGCAGCCCUAAGCAACAGGAAGUAAUGGCAGACUAUUUAGAAACUAUUCUAGGUGACAAACUUCUUACUACAAUAAUUGGUGAUACGUUUCCUACAGAUCUACCUUCCCCUGAGGAGUUAAAAUUCAAAAUAUUGGUAAAAAAUAAGAAAGUUGGAACACUUGAAGAAACUGUUCUCAGGAGAGGUCUUGAUAGCCAUGGUGAGAUAGGGGAAUUUGUAGAAGAGGUAGAGCAAUCUGAAGAUGAUGAAGCUGAUGAAAGCACUCCUGCACCACCAAAAUCUCCUGUGCUAAAAAGAAGAAAUGCAGUUAAGAGAUCUCCACCACCCCCUCGAAAAAAGCGAAAGAUUAAGAAGGUAAAACUGGCCAUGGAGCUCUCAGAACUUGUGAUUUAUACCAAAGCUGAAAAAUUCAAAAGUUUUGAGCAUUCAAGAGCUAAUCAGAAGUUCUAUGAAAUGAAUUCAAUUGGAGAGGUUAAAGCACGAAAACUUGCCAAACAGACAGCUAAUGAAUUUGUUUUGCAUACUGCCAAAUUUAUUACAAGAAUUUAUCCCAAAGGGACUAGAGCGACCUCUUCUAAUUAUAAUCCUCAAGAAUUCUGGAAUGUAGGAUGCCAGAUGGAUGUGCCCCAGAAUCUUUUGCACCAUUUCCUGGAGAUCUUCAGUGUUGCUGCAAUAGUUCCUGCAGUGGCCUUAAAUUUCCAGACACCUGGACUACAAAUGGAGCUGCAAAAUGGAAAAUUUAUGGACAACGGUUGUUGUGGCUAUCUUCUAAAACCAGAAUUCAUGAGAGAUUCUGCUACGCAGUUUAAUCCAUAUAAUGUAACAGGAAACCAUACUCCAAUAACUCUUUCAAUAAGGCUUAUUAGUGGUUAUCAGUUACCACCUAGUAACCUCUCCAGGACUAAUAAAGCUGAUCCUUUAGUCCAGAUAGAAAUUCAUGGUGUGCCAGAAGAUCAAGUAAAACAACAGACUUGUGUCAUAAAAAGCAAUGCUUUGUGCCCUAGGUGGAAUGAAACUUUUACUUUUAAUGUUCAAGUUCCAGAACUGGCAUUAGUACGCUUUUCUGUGGAAGAUCAGAUAUCGCUAGCUGCAAAUGAGUUCCUGGGCCAAUACACUUUACCACUGCUGUGCAUGAAUAAAGCUACCAUCUAUACCUGGAGGCCAUUCCACUGUUCAGGACCUGUGGAUGCCCUCGGUGGCCCAUGACAUUGCCCCUGGAAAAGUGACCCAGAGCUGAGGUUGAGAGACAUGGACAACAUAUCACCCCAUAUCAGGAAACGUGAUCAUAUGUGCUCUCUUUAGUCUGUUCGCAGAGUCAAAUGCUAGGAUAAGAUUCCUAAUACUGAAAUCCUUAAUUGUUGUUGGAUGUCUGGCAUUCAAAGAAUGCUUAUAAUAGCUCAGCUGCAUUGGUCUGAGCAACUUGUUUGUAUGGCUGACUCAAGAAUACUCAAGGCUAUACUUUAGGGUCAGUUAAAGCAAGGCACCUGCUCUCAUGGUGGUCAGUACAAAUGGUAUAAAGAGAUACCAAAGUUACACUUGAAAGCGUGUCAGGCCUACCCCAGCAACUGGGAAGCAAGAGCCCAUGACAGAGCAAGGUAGCAGCAGAUUUGCCAUGGUGCUGUUAACCGCUUUGAAGCAAGGCACAUCAACACCUUAUGUGAAAAACACAAACAGCACAAAGCAGACAGAUAUAAGGAAACUGUUCUAUCACUGAGAACUGGAAGCAAAAUGGAAGACCAUCAGUGCUUACACUUGAUCUUUGGAUAUGUCCCCGUUUCUUGAUUGUACCAGUUAUUGCAGCUCUCAAAGCUCUAUUGCUAUUUCAGUAAAGGAUCUGGACAAGAAAAACAAGAAAUGCUGGAAGAAGAAUGGUAGCACUCACAAUUUCAUUAUAAGUAGGGUCAGUGCUUUUUGGAACUGCUUUCGUCUUCCUUCUGCUGACUUCAUCAGGAUCUGGUAAAAGAUAAAAUUCAGCAUGUGCAGUUGGGGCAGAGCCAUCUGGGAGAUGCUGUAGAACAAAAGGGUUAUAAAUAUGAAUGUCUGUGUUUCUAUCAAGGAAAACAAAUAGAGAGGUACCAAAUUAAAUCUGGACUUAAAGCA
Messenger RNA from Mauremys reevesii (Reeves's turtle), 2998 nucleotides. RefSeq names its product phospholipase C zeta 1 (gene PLCZ1). Gene Ontology annotation, cellular component: nucleus. The record is from RefSeq and is a predicted model, not a curated record. The transcript is spliced from 14 exons. Gene Ontology annotation, molecular function: phosphatidylinositol-4,5-bisphosphate phospholipase C activity. Gene Ontology annotation, biological process: intracellular signal transduction; positive regulation of cytosolic calcium ion concentration involved in egg activation; lipid metabolic process. Bases 143 to 2104 code for a protein of 653 amino acids. Lineage: Eukaryota; Metazoa; Chordata; Testudines; Geoemydidae.